AUGGAAUAAAUAAAUUGCUUUUCUGAUUAUGUAUAUGACGUUUUUGUACUAACAUAUACUGUUCAUUCUCCCAUAUAAAUAUCUUAAUUUUUGAUAAUUCAUUUACUUAAUAGAAAUGCAACAAUUUAAAAAUACACAGAAGUAUCACUGUAAUAUUUUUCUUUAUUUUUUUUGUUAAAGAUGCUGGAGUAGUAACAACAGAUCCUAGAUUUUAAAAAAUAUGAUAAUUCAAAUAUAUGCACAGACUGUAAAGUAUUAUUGCAUACACUUAUUGUAGUUAGUUAAACCUAAAAGAUCAAAGCAUUAUGAAGUAUGUUAAAAAUUUAUAAUGGUAUAUGAACAUCAUGGAGAAAUAAUUGUGUUGGAGCGAAGUAAAAAAUAUUCUGUAAAUAUAUAAAUCAUAUUUUUUUCUUAGUUUGUUUUCUGAAUUUGUUUGAAAAUUUAAAGAAGGUUUUAAAAUACAGAUUAUUAAAUUUAUAAUAGGAAAAAAGUUUACAUUUUCUUAAGUCAUCAUAUAUUUUUUCUAAUUAUUAUAACGUUUGGGUAAUUGAGAUUUUUGAUUAAGAAUUCUGAUUAAGAUUGAAACCAUAAAUUUAUUGACUGGAUAAACAACAUAUGAAAGAUAUAAUUUAGGUGCACCUUAUUGUAAGAAAAUCUUAAGAUAAAAUUAUAAUAAAUAAGAGUGAAAAUUAAUGAAUGGAAUUAAUAGAAUAAGGAUAAGAUUGAACAUUAUAAUGAUAAUAAUAGAAUAAAGUUUAAUAAUAAUAAUAUAAUAUGUAAUAAUCAAAUUUAAGUUUGGAAAAUUGUUUUGAUAUGUGUUUUAUAAAUAAGAAGAAAAUGGAAUAUAGUAGUGAAUUAUCAACAGAAUUUAUUGAACUAUGAAAUUAUUAUAUAAAUAAAAAUAAAGAUGUAAAAAUAUGAAGAAUUAAAAAUAGCAAUUACUGGAGCUGCUGGUAAUUUAGCUUCUGCAUUGUAUGAUAAAAAAUAUUGAAAUAUAGUUAUCCGCUUUUAGGUUCUGGUUAAGUGUUUGGAUCAACUCAGAAAUUCUCAUUGUAACUAUUAGAAUUACCAGAUAAAUUACAAGAAUUAGAAGGAAUAAAAAUGUAAAUAUAAGAUUGUGCAUUUCCUUUAUUGAAUAAUGUGAUAGUGUCAAGUGAUCCAGCAAUAGCAUUUAAAGAUGCAGAUGUAGCAAUAUUUUUAGGAGCAAUGCCUCGUAAACCUGGAAUGGAAAGAAGUGAUCUGUUAUAAAUGAACAGAGAAAUAUUUAUACAAUAGGUUUGAUAUUCAAAAUAUAAAUACAGGGUUAAAUCUUAAAUGAUUAAGCUAAAACAACUGUUAAAGUUUUAGUUGUGGCAAAUCCUAGCAAUACUAAUUGUGCUACUUUGGCUCAUCAAUGUAAUAAAAUUCCCUAAUCAAAUUUUACAUCUCUUAUGUAAUUAGAUCAUAAUAGAUGUGUCUCUACUGUAUUAUUAUAAUGAUUCAUUUUAGCUUGCAAGAGAAGCAAAUACAACAAUAGAUUAGAUUAAAAAAGUUAUUAUCUGGGGCAAUCAUUCUCUUACCUAAUAUCCAGAUAUGACUCAUUCAAUUAUUAAUAGCAAAUAAGCAUCAGAAACAUUUUCUAAAGAUUUCUUAAGAAAUGCUCUUAUUUAAUAAGUUUAAUAAAGAGGAGGCUAAAUAUUAUAACUAUCUAAAGGAGCUAGUACUAUUUCAGGAGCUAUUGCUGUUAAAGAUCAUUUGAGAACAUGGUUUCUAGGUACAUCUCAUGAUAAUUGGACAUCCUUUGGAGUAUUCCUAAUUAUUAUUUUUUAGGUAAUUUCUGAUGGAAAUCAUUAUCAAAUACCCAAAGGUAUUUGUUUUUCAUUACCUGUGACUUGUAAAGAUUUUGAAUUCUAAGUUGUUGCUGAUGUAGAAUUAGAUGAUUUCUCUAAACAAAGAAUUUAAUUAUCAUUAGUUGAAUUACAAAAAGAGUAAUAAUGA
Molecule: messenger RNA, 1977 nt
Organism: Paramecium sonneborni
Lineage: Eukaryota; Ciliophora; Oligohymenophorea; Peniculida; Parameciidae
Source: the annotation of a GenBank genome assembly